GGAAAAUUUUGAGCGGGAGUUUUAUGCCCAAUACUACUCCGAUUUUGAGGUUAAUGUGAAAAGGAGGGAGUAUACUAACCUCAAGCAGAAAGAGGGUUGUACUGUUAAGCAGCUGGAGCAGGAGUUUAGAACCUUGGCUAGGUUCUUACCGGAGUACGCGAUCGAUGAGGACCGCAUGACUGAGCACUUCUGGGAUGCCUUACUUUUAGACAUCCGAGACCGUGCUACAUACUCACGCCUCAUGACUUUCAGUGAGGUGGUAGAACAGGGCAUGUUGGGAGAGGCCCAGUGGAAUGAGAGGAAAGCAAGGGACGCCGAGGAGGCGAAGAAGAGGAAGUGGAACAGUUCGGGGCCGCCCGAUCAUUCCCGAAAGAACAACCAUGGUGGUGGUGGGGGCUCAUUCAAGGCGCCGGCUCCACCGGCGAAAAAGAAUAGGGACGGGAGGUGGCACGGACCUAGGCCACAGAACUCGGGAGCACCUAGAUGUCCCAAUUGCUCAAAACAGCAUUUUGGGAAGUGUAAUGAACCACCAAGGUGUUUCAAGUGUGGGAAUGCGGGCCAUAUGAAGGCCAAUUGUCCUCAAGCGACUCAGGAGAACACACCGGGAGCCGGAGGAGGGUCCAUGACGGGGAGGAACCGUGCGGGACCGUCACAUGGUGGCACGGGGAGAGGCGGCGCAUCAACGAGCCAUGCCGCGUCCGUCAACCAAACCGGGGCCCAAGCACGAGUCUAUGCUAUGACCGAGGCCGAUGCCCGGGCUAACCCCGACUCCGUUGCAGGUUGAAGCUCAAGCUUGCAUUCUCACCUUGCUCGGUGAAGUAAUCUUAAGGGAGACGUGGUUCGUGCUUCCUUUACUGUUUUAAACUACAAACUAUGCUCAUGGAUAAUUUGUAAUAAGUACAUUUGUUUUGGGCCUGCGAGUCCACGUUUUGGCCAUAUGUGGCCCAUGAUUGAAUAUUGAAUAUUUCCGCGAUUCGUUCAAUCCAAAUAUGUGAUGUUGUUAUGUAUGUUUACUUACU
Messenger RNA from Cuscuta epithymum, 1019 nucleotides. The record is from the annotation of a GenBank genome assembly. NCBI's taxonomy places the organism in Eukaryota, Viridiplantae, Streptophyta, Magnoliopsida, Solanales, Convolvulaceae.